GCGAGUGGGAGUCGGACUAGUGGCAACGGGGAAACAGUCGGUGCUCCAUGAGACGAACGACAGGCGCUCUCUGUCGAAAACGUGGAAUUAUCUAACGCAAUACGACUUCUACAGUAUUACUGAAUACCCGUGCACUGUCACAUUUUUGUGUUUGUUGGUGGUAAAGUUAUUUUUGAAUCUCGCUUUAGCUCACUGCUUAUAGCUAGCUCGUGCCCAGCUAACCCCCGGAUCAGAGUCAAGUCGACGAUUUUUCGAGGCUUUGCAGCCCUCAAUUCACGUGGACUGUCUUUGGAAGAUGCGAGUCUAAGUCUUUUUGUGGAUAUUUCAACCAAACCUUCGUGCCUACUGCUUUGAAAAUAUGUGUUUUUGAAAGACAGGCUGGAACCAAGGAGAAUUUUAUCCGUGGGGCAGCUACCUAGCUGCAGUUGGUUAAGCAGGGUUUGUGUUUUCACUAUCAACUUUCCACUGGAUUGACCGCGCGUGAUUCGGGAAAGGUGUAUUAUUGAUGACAUUACACCCUGCAAAUUUGUGCGGUAAAACGGCCCUCUGUGACACAUUUUUUGCAUUCUGCUUUUCUUGUUCGCAGUUCUCUCAGUAUUUUGCAAACAGCCUAUGCAAUAACUGAGUUGAUAAGACCGUAGCUGUUUAUUAAAAAUGCAUAUUUGGUUACUUCCGUGCCAGAUUUAGCUUAACGCAUUUUUUGUUAACUGGUUCGUUUUAUUCAUUUAAAGUGACCUGGAGGAGUGUUCCCCGGAAUGAAAUAAUAUAUUGCCCUCGGGAUUUCAGAAUGGAGCAAGCCCCUCUCAAGUCCACUUAUUCGGUUUAUUUAGGAUAGCCUGUUAAAGAGUGGACUUUACCCUUGCAAUAUUUUUUCACGGUGGAGGCUUCCCCCUCUUUCCCCGUCAUAUAGUGUAUCCCAACCCUCAAUACAACCUUGCAUCCUUCAACACAGAGCCUCAAACAUCAAGUCGCUACCAUGUGCAAAAUAUGUCUCACGAGAGUUAUUGUCACUUACGAGUGAGUAGGAACUGGACAAUCAAGGGUAGCUCUGGACAUUAUUGAAGUGUACUGGAUGGCAACUAUUUUCACUGUCGUUUAGUGUGAUAACAUCACUCCCUCAACGAGUGAAUCACAGAAAAGACUAUCAGAUACUAGAACUGUACGUUCCUUUGGGAUUUCCGAAGCUGUGGCUGCAACCUGGAACUAACGUGAAAAGGAGAAGGAAUUGCAGCUGCUCACUUCGAAAAUGGGACCAGCAACAAAACUGGCUUUUGGCGUAUUCCUCAUCUCUUGCUCCUCAGGUGCCAUCCUAGGACGUUCGGAGACGCAGCAAUGCGUGCAGUACAACUUCCACCCCAACGUGGAGCUGCGGGGUAACCGGACGGUGAAGCAGUGCGUGGGGGAGAAGGACAAGCGCGUGCACUGCUACGCCACCUGGAAGAACAUCUCGGGCACCGUGCAGCUACUGCAGCAGGGCUGCUGGCUCGACGACCGCAGCUGCUACGGCAGUACGGAGUGCGUGGACAGGCGAGACGUGAAGGACGUCUUCUUUUGCUGCUGUGAGGGGAACAUGUGCAAUGACAAGUUCUUCUACAACCCCGACACCGUCAAACCCACCAAGAUCCCCACGGUGUCUCAGAAGCCCUCCCUCUUCCCCACGCUGCUGUAUUCGCUGGUGCCCAUCAUGGGCAUCGCGGCCAUCGCCCUCUUCUCCUUCUGGAUGUACCGCCACCACAAGCUGGCAUACCCACCCGCCCUGGUGCCCACCCAGGACCCCGGCCCUAUGCCGCCCUCGCCCAUCCUGGGCCAGAAGCCGCUGCAGUUGCUGGAGAUCAAAGCCAGGGGGCGCUUCGGGUGCGUGUGGAAGGCCCAGCUGCUCAGCGAUUACGUGGCUGUCAAGAUCUUUCCCAUUCAGGACAAGGAGUCUUGGCAGAACGAGUAUGAGAUCUACAACCUGCCGGGCAUGAGGCACGAGAACCUCCUGCACUUCAUCGGAGCCGAGAAGAGAGGCAGCAAUCUGGACAUCGAGCUUUGGCUCAUCACUGCCUACCACGAGAGGGGCUCUUUGACGGACUAUCUGAAGGCCAACGUGGUGUCGUGGAACGAGCUGUGCCACAUCGCCCAGACCAUGGCCCGUGGACUCGCCUACCUGCACGCUGACGUGCCCGGCCUGAGGGACGGUCACAAGCCCGCCAUCGCCCACCGAGACAUCAAGAGCAAGAACGUGCUGCUCAAGUCCAACCUGACGGCCUGCAUCGCAGACUUCGGCCUGGCCCUGAAGUUUGAGGCUGGCAAAUCAGCCGGGGACACGCACGGUCAGGUGGGCACGCGACGCUACAUGGCCCCCGAGGCACUAGAGGGCGCCAUCAACUUCCAGCGCGACGCCUUCCUGAGGAUAGACAUGUACGCCGUGGGCCUGGUGCUGUGGGAGCUGGCUGCUCGCUGCACUGCUGCCGACGGUCCAGUGGACGAGUACACUCUGCCGUUUGAGGAGGAGGUGGGCCAGCAUCCCGCGCUGGAGGACAUGCAGGACGUGGUGGUGCACAAGAAACUACGGCCCACACUCAGGGAGUGCUGGCAGAAGCACCCGGGCUUGGCCAUGCUGUGUGAGACCAUCGAGGAGUGCUGGGACCACGAGGCCGAGGCGCGGCUGAGUGCCGGCUGCGUGGAGGAGCGCGUGGUGCAGAUGCAGCGGCACACCAACGUCACGGCGCCUGAGGAGAUUGUCACCGUCGUCACCAUGGUGACCAACGUGGACUACCCGCCCAAGGAGUCCAGCCUCUGACUAGCCGGAGGCGCUGCCUGAAAACACACACACAAACAAACAAUGGAAAUGAAAUGAAAUGAACACAACACAGACAGGCGCAAAAAAAUAAAACUUUUUAAUGAAAGAUAUUAACGAAUGGAAGAGAAGUUAAGAGAGGAGGAGGAUGGACAUGAUGGAGAAAUGAAAUUAACCCCAGGAACUCGCUGGCUGUGUCUGCCAUCCCUCUCUCCCUCUUCUCUUGCCUCCAUGCCUCCCUUCCCCCUUCCUCCUUUGCCCCAAUGUGUACAUACAGGCAGCUGGACAGCCACUUUGUUUUAAUUAUCACUGACGGGACUGGACAGGACACAGGCCUGUGCUCUGACUUGGCAGGUCCUACUGUAUAACCUACCUAUGGCCCCCAUUCAGGUUGUUACUGGACACAGCCAGGGGAGGGCCCAUGGUCCGGGGUGGAGGGUAAAGGAGGUGUGAUGUGUCCAGAGCUAAACUCUCUUUCAAGAGGAGCCCCUCACUGCAUGGACACUCGUGCUCACUACUACUUGGCUGGACACUUGCAGUCAAAACUUAACACCGAUGUCCCUUGCGGAGAGAGAGAGAGAGAGACAGAGGGAGAGAAGGGGGGAGGAGGAGGGAAAGACAAACAUGGAUGUCCUUCUCGAUUAAACGUAAAGAGGAGAGGACGACGUCGAGCGUUGUCAGCUCUCUGUUCGCUUCAUUUCAGUAUGAAUUCUUUUUUUCUUUUUUUGAAAAAGGGUAAUGUUGGUUUUUUUCAAUGCAUCAGUUGAUCUUGUGUUCUCACGAAUGACUAUUGCAAUGCCAAUAAGAAACAGCUUCUGAAUGUCUAGUGUAUUGCUGCUGUACAUAUAUUAUAUCAGAGAGAGUGUGAGAUGUCACAGAAAUCAAAAGUUUAACUUUGUUGUUUUGCUUUUGGGUCUUUUGUUGUAUUUUAUUUCGAGAGAGAGAUUCACCUUUUUUUCCGGAGCAUUUCUUUGCGGGAAAAAAAAAUACCAACCUCUUUCUACAAGGUUAUACCUCAAGUCUCAUCAUCAGAUCGAUAAAACUUGUAUUGUCACUCAUCACUAAAACAAAUGCAAAACACUACAGAGCAUAUAGAUGACCUACGCUAGACAGAAGAGUUUCAAACACUUGCAGGGGUGUAGACGAUGUCUCUCUUUUGUGUCCUCCAACAAAUCUGAGAAUGCCAAGAUGGAAAGACCAUUCAUACACCAGUAUUUUUCUGCCUUUAAAAAAAAGAUCUUUUGUGUUUCUGCUUUUUCCUUUCCUAUCCCUGCUGUCAAUAAUGUGACCAUCAAUUCUCCUUUGUUUUUAAUCAUUGUGGUGAUUGUUAUUUUAUGUUCAAUUGUUUUUUUUUCAGACAGAGAGAUUGAGAAGAAAAAAGAGAUCCCUGAAAAUAUGAAUUUAGUGAAAAAAAUGACAUUGAAGCACUUAACCCGUUUGUAGAUUUGCAGUGUCCACAAAAAUAUUGAUGUAUGUGCAUGCCUUUUGUGUGUUUUUUGUUUGUUUGUUUCUUUCUUUCUUAUUCGUCUCUAUAUGUGGGGGGUUGAUGGGUUGGGGAAAGUAUGACACUGGUUAUAAUGUUAUGGAAACAUUUUUAAUGUUUUAUCUUUUCUUUUCUUGUUUUGUUUAUUUGUUUUCUAAAGACAAUUUUUAUGAUCUCCUGUGUAUCUGAUGUCCGGGCUGUCCCAAUAACACUCUAAUAUGUUAUGGUUCCUCUUCUGCAAUCGGUGAAGGCCCUUCUCCCUUCUCCUUUCCUUCUUCCCUUUUUCCCUUUUUGUGUCUGCUGUGAUAACUGUACUUCACUCAGUACGUCUCAGGAAGCUUUCUGGCCCCCCCGCCGCCUCCCCUUCCCCCAACCCCUCUCCUCUCUUCGCCGCUCGCUCUCUCUCUCUUCCUCAUUCAGCUGCUCUUAUUCUGGUGCCACAGAUAGAUUUUACAUUUGUAGUUUGUUUGUUUUUUUAAAUGUUUUGUUUGUUUGUUUAGCUGUUGUGGGAGGGGUUGGGCGUCUACAUGUACUUACACAUUGUUCAUGCACACACUCGCAGGACUUUUCAGGCUUAAUUGCUAAGGGGACAGUGGCCUCCGAAGCCCAGCCCACUCCCCUCCUCAGAGGACAGUUAGGGAUGUUUGUUGGAUACUAUGCCAUGCCAUGCCAUGCCGAUGUGUGGUCCCGUUUUGCCCCUAGAUUCCAGGUGAAGGUGCCUGCCAGUGCGUGUGCCCAUGGCUCGCUUCCAUGUGUGGCGUCGUGUUGGGUCAGUGUGGUUGAUUUUGUCGUUACUCUAUGGAGUCGGGACUGUCUGGGUGGUUUCGCUUUUCAAGACCCUGUUCCAUUCUUCCCUGAUGAUCUCAGUACCUUCAAUAGUAAUAACUAAAUCUGACGAUAAUUAAAGCAGCUUCACAUUAAGAAGUAUUCAGGGACACUCUACAACAACACUCUGUGCUGCUCCACCAGUUAUGCAGUUGAGUUUCGUUGGGCAAGGUGCUGGCUGCCCUGGCUACUACUACCCAGAGCUGGCAGGUGUCUGCCCCUACAGGUGUGUGCAGCUGUCUGCUUAGGAUGGCACGGAUGCUAAAUCACAGACAAGGCAACAAUGCUGAGUGAAGUUAGAGCUACAAAGCUCUGUGCCAAUGCUGGGUCUACGGAGACUCGUGGAGACCAGAAAAGGGGUCUGGGUUUAUGCAUGCAGAGAUGGUCCUCAUUGGCCAGCCUGUUGGUCUUAAGCCCAAUGGCAGGCUACGAUUGGAGCGUGGGACAGGAGACGACUGUUGGUUUGGACGUUCUCUCAGGACCUCAGCGAGGUGAUUGUAGAAUCGUAGAAGCAGGAAGUGUGUGUGUGUGUGGUUGGGAACAGCAAGGGGGCGGAAUCAUGCAAGCAGGGAGAGGGCAAAGGGGAGGUGUAUAUGCAAAUCUCUCAGAUUCGUCAGUAUGCAUCUAUGUAGCCAUCUUUCUCAAGGCUUCUGUGGCUGAGAGAGUUUCCAGUAUUAUGUUUGUUUUGAAUGUCAAUUUUUAUUUUUCCCUUCCCUUCUGUUAUGGAACACUAAAAACAGAUUUUAAAAAUAAUAAUUUGUGGGCUUCGCAUGAUGGGGCUGGUGUUGGUGGUUGGUCGGUUGUACUCAUGUAGUGCUUUGCUGCCACUCAUAUACAGUACACACAUCUCUGCCAGUGAUGUCUUCUUUUUCUUUUCUUUUAUGUGUCCUUUUAUCAUGCAAAAGAGCAUUGUUUUUAUUAUUUAAAUCAGUCGAACAGGAGCAUGAAACCCUAUAAUUUAACUGUCUCAGAAAAGCCAAACCUCCCCAACAUUACUGUCAGAAGACUGGAUUGCAAAUGCACACUUAUGUAUAUAUGAAUGUUGUUUUAGAUUGUGGAAAUUUAGCAUGAGGUUUUUUUAUGGUCUCGAGGCAAAAAAAGAAAGAAAAGAAAAAAAAUCCUUUAUAAUAUUAUUAAAGAAGAAAAGAUUUUAUCUGUGUUUAUUUUGUAUAUUGGUAUUUUAAAAAUUAAUUUUUAUUAAUUAAUUUAUGUCAUGGCCCAAAGUUAUCUUUCCAGCCAGACGAAAGGUUUCUGGCUGAGGUCUUGUCAGAAACGACCUGGAUCAGUAUGUCCUUUACCUCAACUCUCCCAAGUUGGCAGUCGGCACCGCAGCACUGCAACAUGUAAUAACACAACGCUGUAGCAAUCAACUCUCAGUGCGACGGAUGCUUUUUUGAGAACAACAGCAACUUUGAUGCGACCAGCAGAUUUAUUUCUUUUCAUACUCUAGCACUACCCUCGCAACAGCAGAUGCACUUUGUGACAUUAAAGCAGAGGUGGAAAACCCUGGGUUCAGAAAGGGGAAAUCCUGCCACAUUCACUACGUUUACAUGAGACAUUUAAUUCAGAAUAAAGCUUAAUUCUGCUUUGGAAACACUUCUUAAUUUGAAAUUAAAUGACAGAUUAAAGGAAACGCGACUGGACUAUUUAAUUCUGAAUCAUUAAUUUGAAAUUAAAAACGUCAUGUAAACGUAGCCACUUUCCUCCAGCCAAUGCAAUGAACCAGCUGAUCCCAAUUACCACACUCAUUAAGCCAGGUUAAUCAGCUAAUUGGUGCAAUCGCCUGUAUUGACAGCACAGGCAGAAUGCAAAACUAAGCAGGACUUUUGUUCUUUCAUUCCAGUUUUUUCCCACCUCUGCAUGAAAGUGGCACAUUUUACCUCUCACGAAUGCUGUGAAGCAACUGUCACUCGCCAUCAUUCUGAAUUAAUCGUAAUGGGUGCAAAGCAAACUUGUUGCAGAGCUGUUGAGGCCGACAUGCUGCAAUCCUCCCUCUCUUUUUUCGUUUUUGGUUAACUGGUAUUUAACAAAUUCAGGGCCUGGUCAGAAGUGAUUGUGAAAUAUUGUACAAAAGAAAUUGUAUGCUUCUCCUCCCCUAAGUAAACUAUAGUGACUGCUCUGAA
Engraulis encrasicolus (European anchovy) is the source of this 7213-nucleotide messenger RNA. It is a transcript of the gene acvr2aa, whose product is annotated as activin A receptor type 2Aa. Gene Ontology annotation, biological process: cellular response to growth factor stimulus; protein phosphorylation; activin receptor signaling pathway. Gene Ontology annotation, molecular function: activin binding; activin receptor activity; ATP binding. The transcript is spliced from 11 exons. Gene Ontology annotation, cellular component: plasma membrane; activin receptor complex. The coding region runs from base 1247 to 2785 and encodes 512 amino acids. The record is from RefSeq and is a predicted model, not a curated record. NCBI's taxonomy places the organism in Eukaryota, Metazoa, Chordata, Actinopteri, Clupeiformes, Engraulidae.